ACCGUAUUCAACAAUCUUGACUUGCCAUCCCUAUUCCUAUUCUGAUCUCCGUUGUUAGCCAUGGGAAUCCAUGAGAGUGGCGGAGUCAUUUCUUCUUCCUCUUCUUCUUCUUCGUUUUGUAGUCGCUUCUGGUCGUCGGCACUUAGAGCCAAGCGCUUGGCCACGCCGGCGGAGAAAGCUGCCCGUGAUAAUUCUAGCCAGGGCCUUUCCCGCCGGCUUGGCGUGCUUGACCUCAUCCUUAUUGGAGUUGGCGCCUCCAUCGGUGCUGGCAUCUUCGUCAUCACCGGCACUGUCGCUCGAGAUACCGGACCAGGAGUAACAAUUAGUUUUAUACUUGCUGGAGCAUCAUGUGUCAUCAAUGCACUCUGUUAUGCUGAACUAGCUUCUCGUUUUCCUGCUGUUGUUGGAGGGGCAUACCUGUAUGCAUAUACGGCUUUCAAUGAAAUCACUGCUUUUCUUGUUUUUGCACAAUUAAUGCUUGACUAUCAUCUUGGGGCAGCCAGCAUAGCAAGAAGCUUAGCAAAUUAUGUAAUAACAAUUCUUGAGAUCUUUCCUGUUUUCAAAGAAAACAUUCCCUUUUGGUUCGGACGUGGUCAAGACAUUGGAGGAGUUCUAUCAAUCAACCUCUUAGCUCCAAUUCUCCUAAUACUUCUGACUAUAAUUCUCUGUUGGGGUGUUGGAGAAUCAUCGGCCGUAAAUUCUUUUAUGACUGUGACAAAGGUAGUCAUUGUUAUCUUUGUCAUAUUUGCUGGAGCUUUUGAGGUUGAUGUUUCCAAUUGGUCUCCCUUUGCUCCUUAUGGUGUCAAAAGCAUAUUUACGGGAGCUACUGUAGUAUUCUUUGCAUAUGUUGGAUUUGAUGCAGUUGCCAAUUCUGCUGAGGAAUCUAAAAGACCACAGCGAGAUUUGCCAAUUGGCAUCAUCACAAGCCUGUUAGUUUGUAUCUUAUUGUACGUUGGAGUUUGUUUAGUGAUUACUGGAAUGGUUCCAUACAAGUUUAUCGGGGAAGAUGCUCCAUUGGCUGAAGCUUUUACAUCAAAGGGUUUAAAGUAUGUUUCCAUUCUGAUUAGCAUAGGUGCUGUAGCUGGACUUACAACAACACUCCUAGUUGGUCUUUAUGUCCAGUCUCGGUUAUAUCUUGGGCUGGGAAGGGAUGGUCUACUGCCUUCAAUAUUUGCUAAAGUAAACUCCAAGCACCACACUCCUGUUCAUUCUCAGGUCUGGGUUGGUGCCAUUGCUAGUGUUUUGGCUGGACUAUUCAACGUGCAUGUGCUCUCACACAUUCUUUCUGUCGGUACAUUGACUGGCUAUUCAGCUGUCUCAGCAUGUGUAGUAGCUCUUCGCUGGAGAGGUAAGACAGCCAGUCAAGUCUCAUCUUGGAGGGAAGGAGUCAUUUGCCUAAUUGCUGUUGCUAUUUGUGGAUUUGGUGCUGGGAUCUUAUACCGCUAUGAUGUGUCAAUUAUUUUUCUGAUUAUCCUCCUAGUCGUUGCAAUCGCUGCUUCUGCUGCUCUCUGGUUCCGGCAGGUUUAUGACGAAGCACCAGGGUUUUCUUGCCCUUGGGUUCCCUUCCUGCCGGCUAUUUGCAUCUUCUUCAACAUGUUCUUAUUUGCACAGUUACAUCAUGAAGCAUGGGUGAGAUUUGUCGUUCUUAGUGUUGUUAUGGUUGGUGUUUAUGCAAUAUAUGGCCAAUAUCAUGCUGAUCCAAAUGGUAAAGAGACUAUCAUUUAUGAUCGCAUACCAGAGGAAGAAGCUUGGUGAGUUCACUUCAUCGGGUCAAAAAAGAUAAGUUCAGUUGAAUAUGAUUCCAAGGCCAGUAAGACCGUUUACUUGGUGAGUCACUGAUCUCUUAUAUACCAUCACAGUUGCUUGUGGUCAGUUCUUGUAUAGAAAAAGCAUAUCGUUUUCUGUCAAAAAUAAGUGCUGUAAAUCAAUAAUGAUUGAUUCUGGUAGGAACGUGAACUGUAAAAAUAUUUCUUGGUACAGUUACUGCUUAGAUUGUACAUGGCAGUGGCCACAAUUAUCUUCCCUCUGAAUGAAUGUGGCUUUUAAAAAGCUUGUGGGUGGCUCAUCUUUGUAAUGUGGGGGGUUUCAUUUCCCUGAUUGGUUGGCGUUCAAGAUUCUUACACCCUUUUUGUUAUAAGAUGAAAAUCAAUUCGAUGAAUGAUGAACUCUGUAUAUCUGGAUUUAAGACGAAUAAAUAUUUCCUUAAUCUAAA
This is a messenger RNA of Neltuma alba, 2212 nucleotides long. Its product is annotated as cationic amino acid transporter 9, chloroplastic-like. Gene Ontology annotation, biological process: amino acid transport; transmembrane transport. Gene Ontology annotation, molecular function: amino acid transmembrane transporter activity. The record is from RefSeq and is a predicted model, not a curated record. Lineage: Eukaryota; Viridiplantae; Streptophyta; Magnoliopsida; Fabales; Fabaceae. Gene Ontology annotation, cellular component: membrane. Bases 61 to 1755 code for a protein of 564 amino acids. The transcript is spliced from 8 exons.